AUGGUGAUGAGCCAGAAGAAGAGUUCAAAGCCAGAGAUUGCUUCAGCCACCAUGCAAUACCGCAGGCUACAGCAUACACACGUUUUGGUUUCAAAAGUGGAUUUCUAUAAAACUACGUGUCCUUCCGCGGAGGCAAUAGUGAAAAGUGCUGUAGACAAAGCCGUCUCUCUCAACCCAGGCAUCGCUGCUGGUUUGAUCAGAAUGCAUUUUCAUGAUUGCUUUGUCAGGGGGUGCGAUGGUUCUGUGCUGUUGGAAUCCACACCGGGGAAGCCAUCAGAGAGAGAGCACCCUGCCAACAACCCAAGUCUACGAGGCUUCGAAGUGAUCGAUGAAGCCAAGGCCAAAAUAGAGGCAGAAUGUCCUCACACUGUGUCCUGCGCAGACAUUCUUGCUUUUGCAGCUCGGGACAGCGCCAACAAAGUUGGGGGCAUAAACUACGUAGUGCCAGCUGGACGCAGAGAUGGUCGUGUCUCUAUCAGAGACGAAGCGUCACAACUGCCACGUCCAACCUUCAACGCAAAGGAACUCAUCAGUAACUUCCAACAGAAAGGGUUGUCUGCAGAGGAAAUGGUGACGCUGUCUGGAGCGCAUUCUAUUGGUGUGUCACACUGUUCCUCUUUCUCGGAGCGCUUGUACUCUUUCAAUGCCACUUUUCCUCAAGAUCCCUCUUUGGAUUCUAAGUAUGCUGCGUCGUUGAAAACCAAGUGUCCACCAGGGAGUGAUAACACAGUGAUGCUCGAUGCUUCCACUCCUAACCGUUUGGACAACAAAUACUACAAAGAGCUCAAUAAACACCGUGGUUUGCUGACCUCGGAUCAGACGUUGCUCGGCAGCCCCUCAACCAGGCCAAUGGUCCUCACCAAUGCUCAACAUGCUUCCACCUGGGCACGCAAGUUUGCUAAGGCAAUGGUGCAUAUGGGUUCCAUCGACGUUCUAACCGGUUCGCAAGGCGAGAUCAGGAGGCGUUGCAGCGUCGUUAAUUGA
Messenger RNA from Sphenostylis stenocarpa, 984 nucleotides. NCBI's taxonomy places the organism in Eukaryota, Viridiplantae, Streptophyta, Magnoliopsida, Fabales, Fabaceae. The record is from the annotation of a GenBank genome assembly.